Molecule: messenger RNA, 3060 nt
Organism: Clavispora lusitaniae ATCC 42720
Lineage: Eukaryota; Fungi; Ascomycota; Pichiomycetes; Serinales; Metschnikowiaceae
Gene: BEM3
Product: Bem3p
Biological process (GO): regulation of GTPase activity; signal transduction
Cellular component (GO): cytoplasm
Molecular function (GO): phosphatidylinositol binding
Source: RefSeq, a predicted model, not a curated record
AUGCGGCCCAAUAUCACCGUCAAUGAUGAAGAUCAAUCUCAAAAAAGCUUUAAGGGACGACAGAGAUCGCAAAGGAUGAGAUCCAAUAUCCGUCCAUCCGAUCCCCAGUUUGAUAGAUCUCGGUUUUCAGAUGAGGAAUACAUUGACCUUCUACUUUCUGAAAUCAAGGAAUUGCAUGCAACCAUAUCGGACUUCACCACAAAGUCUUUGAAACUAGAGACGCUUCUUAAGGAGCACGAUAUCCUAAUACCGACAGAUUCGGAGAUAUUGACACCGGCUGCCGAGCUAAAGCCAACCGUAUCUGUUGAUGAGGACGACGUUCCCCAACGGUCCGCACGCCGAAAAGUUAGUUGCCACGAAAUUAGCGAGAAUCCAAACGAAACAAAUGUCACACCAGACAGAGCAUUUCUGAAUUCAAAUGAAGACCUCACGAUAGAUGGUGCCUCCUCAAUUACUUUCAAUGGUCGUGUUGAGGAUGGCGUUCCACUCUCAAGCACAAUGAAAAAUGAACUUUCGGCAACUUUAUCCAAUCUGUCCAGAAGUAGGUUCCAAACCACAGAUUCUGAUAUCAUAAGCUCCAAUGGGACAAGGUCUGUACUUGGAGAUGAUGUUACCGCUGCCGAUGAAUCUUUACAGAAAAAGAAGGAUGUUCCAGAAAUUUUACUAAGUCCGCUCGCUCGGCACUCAAGUAUGACCAGUACGAUUAGUGAUGUAUCUCAAUCCCUGACGAAGUUUGGUUCAGCCUCGACGAUCAUAUCUCACAAAUCGGGACAACAAGCGAGCAUCAACACUUCUCAAUCCAAAUUCAGCAGGGAAAAGCUACGCGAGGGUGCACAUGGAGUUAUUGCCAGGAACUAUGCUUCAUUGAAGUCAACUGAGCUGUUCGCUAAUUCAACUUUGUCUCCACAAAAGAAUAUUACUGGUACGAAGAGUUCUGACGAUCUGCGCAACCAAACUCAAAGCACACCUCUCGCUUUGACUCUGGAGAGGAGCUCUUUGAUGAAGGAGAGUUCUCAGGAAGUCAAAAUUCCUCUGACUCCGGAUGCCUUCAGCUCCAAUUUUUCUUCUAACACACAUAAUGGGUCCCUUAAAUCCGAUUUUCGAACACAAGGAUCGUAUGACUUCCAAAACGGGUUGGAUUUUUCCUCCUUUACUUCGCCUUCCAAGUCAAGCUAUUCAGCUAGAAGCAAUUCCAACUUGGAUGUGGCGAAGACUCCAAUAAGUCACGUAUUUGGUUCCACAGAUUCAUUCUCGAGCCCCAAAAAGUCUUCGCGUACCCCAGGCUCUAGUUUCAAUGUUUUACACACACCAAAAGUAGAAGAAGAAAUUCCCCUUUUCAUCCAACCAGAGGAGUUCUACAAUAUCAAUAUUAAGGUUGUCAGCACAAUCCCUACUAACUCGAAAAAACUUGAUGAUCCUAAUUGCACUUUCGCAAUCACAGAUAAAGAGUCUGGAAAAGAGAUGUGGAGAGUUCGCAAGACAUAUAGUCAAAUAGCGGGUUUUGACUCGGAAAUCAGGCCUAUUGUGGAAUUUUUUGGCUUGCCCCCAAUACCAGAACGGUCCUUGUUUAGCUCGACGACACCCCUGAAAGUCGCUAUGCGAAAACAAGCUUUGCAAGAGUACUACAAUACAAUUUUUUUGAUGCCUAGUAUCCCUCAAGUUGUGUUACAGCGCUUCUGUCGUUACAUUUCACUCGAUUUCGUCAAUCCACUUGAUGAUUUCAAAUCUGGGGCCAGGAAGGAAGGGUAUUUGAUCCGCCGCUACAAGAGUUUGGGAACUGCCUGGAAAAUUCGGUGGUGCCAGGUCGAUGGCCCUUCUCUAGAGAUCUAUGAUUCACCAGGGGGAACAUUGUUGGAGGAAAUUGGCCUUACUGGAGCUCAAAUUGGUCGUCAAUCACCGGACACUGUUGCCGAAGAAAGGGGCUAUCGACAUGCAUUCUUGAUUUUGGGGAAGUCGAAGGGUAACAAGCUUUCGUCAUCAACCCCUAAACACUUUUUGUGCGCUGAAUCUGAUGAGGAAAGAGACGAGUGGAUAGCUGCUAUGGUGGAAUUUACGGAAAAUGAUCCACUCAAAAGCGAUCCCUCGCAAGUUGAGAAUGAAUAUCAUCUGAGAUCCCUUGAACCAAUACUGGUUGAAGGUGACACGCCUACACAGCUAAUGAGCCCAACAAGCAAAUUUGGAACACAGGAUACUUUAGGUUUUAAUGGCGGGCUCGAGGAUUGGAAUGCGAAAGAUCAUAAAGAGCUCAAAAGGGCUAAAAUGCGGAGCAUUUUCUCUUUCAAGCAUCGGAAUCCUGUUCAACUUGAUGACUCAAAUGAACUGGAAACGCAAGGGCCUCCCAAUGCGAAUACUGCUGAUACUAGCAUGAAUGCUUAUCUAAGCCAAAUGAGUCUUUUGGAGGAGCCCACUCGUCGAAUUUUUGGCCGGGACCUUGCAGAAGCAUAUAAACUCUCCAACCAUUCCCUUAAUGGGCAUUCAAUUCCUUCUAUAUGCUAUCGAUGUGUGGAUUAUCUCAAUAAGACGGGAGCGAUUUAUGAGGAAGGAAUUUUUCGUCUUUCCGGCUCUGCCUCAACGAUCAGGCAACUUAAGGAGACCUUCAAUUCCUCUUACGACUUAGAUUUGUUUCUGUCUCCAUUAAAGCCAGAUAUGCACACGGUAGCUGGUCUCCUCAAAACGUUUUUGAGGGAACUUCCAGAACCCAUUUUGGGUGAAAAAGCUUACAAUGAAUUUCAAGUCUAUGUUACUAAUGAGGGCUCCAAUUUACUGAAAUCUGCUUUAGCACUUAAAAUGCAAGAAUUUUUGAGAGAUCCGGUCAAUAUUGACCUGAUUCAUUACGACUCAUCAUUCACAAUCUUCAAACUCUUGAAGUCUGUUGUCGAUCAGAGUUCAAUGAACAAAAUGAGUCUAAAGAACAUGUGCAUUGUGUUUGUUCCUACACUUAAUAUUUCUGUGGAAGUCUUGAGCGUGUGCCUAACUGAUUUCGAUUGUAUAUUCGGGGAGGCAUUGCCUAUCCCCGAUAAGGACAGAGAACGCAUGGAUCUUCAAAUUCCAUUCUACUAG